Messenger RNA from Musca domestica (house fly), 1581 nucleotides. RefSeq lists its product as uncharacterized. Gene Ontology annotation, cellular component: nucleus. The transcript is spliced from 2 exons. Bases 380 to 1465 code for a protein of 361 amino acids. Lineage: Eukaryota; Metazoa; Arthropoda; Insecta; Diptera; Muscidae. The record is from RefSeq and is a predicted model, not a curated record.
UUUAAUAUUUUUUAUUUAAAACAGAUGUUGUAUAAUCAAGUUUAAAUUGUAUUGUGGAGGUGGUCGUCUUUGGUCAAGUUUUCCUUGCUUCGAUCCCGUAACAUAGAUUUGACUUUAUUGAACCUCUUCAUAUUUGUGAUAUGUAAAAGAGGCCAACACCUGUUCAUAUUUACACCAUCUGUGCCUCAACUCAUGUUAUCGAUUUUAAUUCCGCAGAUAUUUUUUGUCAACUCCGGAUCUUUAUGUACUUGCAAGGAGUUAUCCUCUCAUUGUAGCUAGCGCAGAUAUAAAUUCGGCUUAACUCUAGAUUAGUAAAAACUCCCCAGUUUUUCGAAAUUUUUCCUGUGGAAAACGUUCUGGAAAACUUUAAAAAUAAAAAAUGCUUCUUCAUCGAUUGCCUUACAAAGGAAUUGUAUACCACUUUUGUCGUGGUCUAUCUCGAAAAGCUAAUCCGGGGUUGAAUCACCAAAUAUCUGCUAUAGCGGACGUAGCCAGUGAUAUCGAAAAGAAUCCUGAAGGGUUUGGAGAUUUGGAAUCUGAUUUGAUUAAUGUACAUAGAAUGCAUGAAAAACAUGAGCUGGAAGUAAAACAAGAGAAAAGCAGACUAAGGAAAUACAUCGUUAAAUCAAAAUAUUUUCGUGAUCAUAAAUAUCCGAACAUAUUGACUCACGCGGAGAAAGAAAACAUACGCCUUUUACAUAGCAAGGACCCAGAACAGUGGUCAGUAGAAGUACUAUCUGAAAGCUUUCCAGCAAAUUGUGAGACAAUAAAAAAAAUAUUAAAAGCGAAUUGGAGGCCAAGAUCGAUAACAACACACGAUGCUGCAGUAUUCCGUAAUUGGGAGAAAUUCAAAAAAGGCGAACUAAAACUGCCAGAAGAUUUAGAAAACAAAAUGACAAAGUUUUAUUAUAGAGAAACUAAAGCAUUCACACAUUCAACUGAGGAAAACUGCGUAGCAAUCAGAACAAUUGAAAGCUGUGUGCCUUUAUCGACUGAGUUUUCCUCAAUUGUUUCAGGAAAAAGAAAAAGCUUGAGACCCCCACCAGCUAAGAUGGCAGAGCAAAAAGUUCAUGGAGUUGAGAAUGAGACGUUCUUAAUUGAUAAAGUUUCUAACAAAAAUUAUAUGAGAGUAUCCGAUAUAAAAUUGUUGAAUGGGAUUGAUGCAUCUCUGAAUACGGAAAACGCAGGUUAUGAGGACGCAAAAUCGGAAAAUAUUUCUGUGACAACCAACGAAACGACAAAUUGUGACAAUCUGAUCUCGAUCCAUAAAUUUACUAACACCGAAGUAGAAAUAUGCGACGACGACAAGAAAAAAUUUGAGAUGUCGAGAGUUAAAUCUCGUAUUCAUAUACCUCGAAAAAUUCGCCGUAAAGGGGCUACUUAUCGCGUUGAUGAUACAUAUUACGAUGACGAUGGCGAAUUUCUUUAUCGUGUACCUGGAAUGACUACGGUUUCUUCCAAAUAGCUAUAGCAAUUUUUAAUAUCAUAAAAUAUUUAUUAAUUAUCAAUUUAUUGUUCCGGUAAGAACAUCGUAUUUAUACACAAAAUAAACAUAGACUUAAAUAUGCGAUAAACUUAAAA